Xiphias gladius (swordfish) is the source of this 1152-nucleotide messenger RNA. RefSeq names its product DNA fragmentation factor, beta polypeptide (caspase-activated DNase) (gene dffb). Gene Ontology annotation, molecular function: DNA endonuclease activity. The transcript has 7 exons. Gene Ontology annotation, biological process: apoptotic DNA fragmentation; apoptotic process. Gene Ontology annotation, cellular component: nucleus; cytoplasm. The record is from RefSeq and is a predicted model, not a curated record. Lineage: Eukaryota; Metazoa; Chordata; Actinopteri; Istiophoriformes; Xiphiidae. The coding region runs from base 87 to 1127 and encodes 346 amino acids.
CCACUAGAGGGCAGCGACACCCCACCGCAGCGUGUAGUCAACCCCAAGAGGAAGAGUAAGCGGUAGUUACAAACCGAAACGGUGAGAUGUUUGGGCUCUUUGGGAAAAGUAUACCUGUGAAAGUUAGGAGUUAUAGUGAAAGCAGAAAGCAUGGAGUUGCAGCAAAAGAUCUAAAGGAGCUGCUUAAAAAAGCCUGCAAGGCAUUACAGGUGCCACAUUCCGGUGCACAUGUUUGCUUGUAUUCUGAUGGGACAAAAGUGACGGAGGAAUUCUUCCUGACUCUACCUGACCACACUGAACUUGUUCUUCUUUCCAGAGAGCAGACAUGGAGUGGGGUGGUGUGCGACAUCGGCCAGUUACUGAAGACAGACCAGCACGCCGAUGGCCUCAUUGAAGCAGCAAAGGGGCUCCUGUCUGGUGAGCGGUCUCCCAAGAGACGUAAAAUCCUGACUGACCUGCUGCAGAGCUUGGAGGACAGAUCUGAGCUGGAGAGCAGAGAGGAGGAUGAGGAGUGGUUCAGAGGUGUCGAUGCUCGAUUCAAGACGAAGUCUGGCUACAUGAAGUUCAACUGCGAAAGCAGGAUACGAGGUUACAUGAAGGAGGUGGAUGAUGCCACCAAAACCAUUCAGAAAGCUAAAGUCAGGGCAGAGUUCUUGAAAACAUCCAAGUGCCUGGCAGAAAUGCUGAAGACUGCCAGGUACAACGGCUGUUACUUUGACAGGACUGAGAAGGAGCCAGAUCGCCUCUGCACCAAGGAAGGAUGGUUCACCUGCCAGGGGUCAUUUGACCAGGACGUGUGCCAGUCUCUCCACUCCAUCAACCCCUACGGCAGCCGAGAGAGCAGGAUCAUCUUCAGCACGUGGAAUCUGGACCACAGGAUAGAGAAGAAGAGGACGAUCAUUCCCACUCUGCUGGAGGUUCUACAAAAUCACAGGACCACCGACGUCAACCUGACCUACUUCUACCGCCUGCUGUUCACCAGGGAAAACCUGAAGCUGGUACACAUCGUGUGCCACAAGAAAGGAGCUCACAACUUGCUUUGUGACACCAAGAAAAUUUUUAGAAAAGCCAGUAACACAGACAAGGGAAAUCCGAAGAACAAAGGGAAGAAGAGGCGCUUGAUGUGAAGAUUUUUUUACUCUUUUAUGAAAA